Messenger RNA from Aspergillus terreus NIH2624, 1389 nucleotides. It is a transcript of the gene nuf2, whose product is annotated as kinetochore-associated Ndc80 complex subunit NUF2. The record is from RefSeq and is a predicted model, not a curated record. Gene Ontology annotation, biological process: attachment of mitotic spindle microtubules to kinetochore; kinetochore organization; mitotic spindle organization. Gene Ontology annotation, cellular component: kinetochore; Ndc80 complex. NCBI's taxonomy places the organism in Eukaryota, Fungi, Ascomycota, Eurotiomycetes, Eurotiales, Aspergillaceae. The coding region runs from base 1 to 1389 and encodes 462 amino acids. Gene Ontology annotation, molecular function: protein-containing complex binding. The transcript is spliced from 4 exons.
AUGUCAUACAACCACCGAAUGAGCCAGCAAUUUCAUGGCACGCAGCAACAACGCAAAGGCCGCAAGAAGGAAGACGAGAAUGAUGCGUUAAUGCGCCUGCCCGAUAAAGAAAUCGCAGGAUGUAUCAACGAUAUCGGAAUCCCGUUUACGGCCGCCGACCUGAUCAAGCCCAAUCCACAGCAGAUCCAGAUGGUGUUCGAAUGGUUCGCAGAACUCCUCAUGAAUAUUACUCGAGAGACGGUUGACCCCGCAAUGCGCGCCGCAGCUGAAGACAUCGGUGGAGAUUUCCCUGACAUUGUGCCUAACGACACGCGCAACUUGAUGGGCUUUUUCGUCAGUCUGCGGAGAUUGAUGAUGGAGUGCGGCGUAAACGACUUCACCUUCACCGAUUUGACGAAGCCUACACAUGAUCGUCUUGUCAAAAUAUUCUCGUACCUCAUCAACUUCGUGCGCUUCCGCGAGUCACAAACGGCCGUUAUCGAUGAACACUUCAACAAGGCCGAGAAGACUAAAGCGCGCAUCGACACCCUCUACGCCGAGAACCAGGAGAUGGAAGCGCGCCUCGAGGAAAUGCGUCGGAACCUGCGUGCCAACGAAGCGCAAGUGAAAGAAAAAGUGCAUCGGAACGAUGAGCUGAAGGCGCGUCUGCGUGAACUCAGCCGGAAUCAAGAGCGGGUUGCCGAAACGCUGGAGCGAGUCAAAGCCGACAAAGCGAGGAGACAGACACAGCUGGAGGAAAAGACGGAGAAAGUCGUGCGUACCCGACAAGAAGUCGAGAAGCUCCGACCAUAUGUCAUGGAAAGCCCGGCUAGUCUCCAGUCGUCUUUGACUGAGCUCUCCGAGAACCUGCUGCGCGAGAAGGCCCAGAUUGAUGCGAUGGAAAAGAGGGCGAGGGCGCUGCAAACGUCCUCGGAUACGUUUACUGUCGUGAGCAACGAUGUGCAGGCUUGUGUCCGGCUCUUGGAAGAUAUUUCCGAGGAAUUACGGAAGGAGGAAGAGGAGGAAUCGCGCGCGUCCCGGAAUAAGGAAGCUAUUUCCGAUAGAGGGAACAACGUUAGAGAGGUCGAACAAACAGAGAAAUUACUACAGCGCCAACUGGCGCGGUGGAACGAAAGGAUCGAAGCUCUGCGGAAAAACGCACAGGAGAAGGCAGAAGCCGCCCAAGCGCGGAUGGAAGAGCUUCGGAACAUUCAAAAACAACUUCGUGAAGAGCGCGCUGAAAAGCAGCGUGAUAUGGAAAGACGGAGGAUUAGGAUUGAGCAGACCGAGAAAAAGAUGGCCGAUCUCAAGGAGAACAUCGAAAGUGAGAUUCAAAGCGCCCAUGACGAAUACCUGAAGCUGGAGUCGCACAUCAAGCUUUAUAUUACAGACAUGGAGAAAUGUCUAUGA